GUGAAAAAGUAGAAUGUAAAUGAAGUUUCAGAAAGACCCAUAAUCUAGAAAUAUUCAAAUUAGCGGUUUUCUGUGGUUCUAAUUGUACCUUACAUAAAUUAUUCUACAAUGACCAAUAGCUCCAUCCAAGAUAUUUUCUUGCCAUUUCAGGUAAGUCCCAUGAUAAAUCUAUCCAAGGCUGCCCUCUGUUUAAGCCUAAAAGUUACUAAUUUUAAGCUUAACUCAAAACUAUUUAGGGCUCUUAUGUUUCCCCCUUUUGUGGUUUCCAUGGUUCAGAGACAUCAUUCUUUUUUAACAACUUUGGUCGAGGGAGCAGCCCCACUAUUCUUCCUCUGCUCGAUGCCAUUCUUCAAUUUUACACUCAAUUGGCAGAUUCUUGGGUGACCAUUUAACCUUAAUCAAUUUUCUUGGUAAGUUGUUAAGCUAAAAAUGCUUUCUUUACCUCUUUUUGGUUUGAAAUUAAGGAGUAUUUUUUGGGCCCUUUUAUGGUCUGGUUAGCCUUUUAACUUCAAUCAAUCAAUCCAUUUUCUUGGUUAAUUAUUAAGUUCAAAACGCUUUCUAUUUGGAGUGCUAAUUUUUUUUGGCUCUGGAGAUUUCUGGGAAUGGUCAUUCGAUCGAGGAAUGAAUGAUUCGGGAGUUUUAGUUGAAUGCAAAUGAACUUUAAAAAGACAACUUUUUCUUCAUUUUCUCUGAAGCAUUUUUGUCCUCUUAUGUGAAGAUGGGGUGGGCCUUUUACUGUCUAGAUAUUAUAAAAGUGAAAUUGUGAGGCCAAAGGAGAAUUGCAAACGAGUGCUGUUUGCUUGAGGUGCCUGUUUUUUCCCUGGCAUAUUAUCAAGCUGCCUAAUUGGUAUUUUCUGGUUAUCUUAAUAUUUGGUUUUUCUUAUGACUGUUAGACCCGCCUUUCGUGCGUCUGGUGGUAUUUUUUCUUUUCUUUUGGGAGUUUAAUAAUCCUUCAGGGCUAAGUAAUGUUACUGAGUUGCCAUCUUUUGGUUCGUAUUUGGUGCGCGUGUUAUCUUUGAGGAGGUUGUUUGAGGAGCCUGUCAUUCAGGUUUAAUAGUGACUGUGAUUGCUAAUUGGAUGGAGAGCAUGGUGAUGUGCGAGUAAAAUAACUCUAUUUUGGAUACAUGGACGAAACUGUGGAUGAUGACAUGACGGCAGCUGGUCUCGAGACCAGGCACAUUAUUAAUAAAGGGCUUGAGUUCUCAAUGAAAGCCAGUAACUCGGAUGCUGGAGAUUCACGUCAUUUUGUAACUUCUAGUGAGAACAAUCAUAAUAAGGACUCGACUCAUUUCCUUUCAGAUAUUUUGGAUGGAAAGAAUUUAGAUCGAAUAGGUUCUUCCGAACAAGCUAGUGUGAGUCCGCGUUGCGUUGAUAAUUCUGGUGUCAUGGUUGAAGAGUUGACACUGAGAAAUUAUACUGGGGAAAAUCUUGCUAUAGUGGGCACCUCCAACAAUAGAGAAAGGAUGCAAAAUAAGCAGAAUUGGGUGCACAAUAUUUACCAAAGCUCCAGAGGAUUAAGGAUUGCGACCUCACAUGGGGAAGUUACUAAUAGAGGUAGCAGUCGAGCAGUAUCAAGUGUUGCGGAGAAUGUUGAAGAUUUAUUCUUUCCUGGGUUUUGGGAUCAGAACCAGAAACACUCCUGUCAAAAUAGUGACGGAAUCAAGGAUGAUAUGCAGGCAAAUGACGACAAAAAUUUGCCCAGCAAUGUAUUUUCUUCUGGAGUUACCCGUACAAAAAUGCUAUCCAAGUUUGGCUCUUCUGAAUAUUUUAUAAAGAAUUCUCUGAAAGGCAAGGGAGCAAUAUACAAAGGUUCAGUAAACAGAAGGUUAGGUGAUUUGUCAGGGGAUAAGACUGGUUUGAAGUUUGGUGAUGCUGAAAAGUUUGUAUCUAGUGCACCAUUAUCCUCCAGAAAAGACAAUGUUGUUAUGCCUAUUACGAGUGGUGCUGCAGAAAAUCCUCGAAUAUGUUCUAAUCCUCAUCAAGAUGGGGUCAUUCUAAGGGACUGGCUUAAAACUGGGCAGAAUAAGGUGAACAAAAUGGAGAAUUUGCGCAUAUUUAGAGAAAUCGUAAAAUUGGUCGAUUUAUCUCACUCACAAGGAGUUGUGUUACAAGACUUGCACCCAUCCUGUUUCAAAUUGCUCCCAUCAAACCACAUUGUGUAUCUCGGUUCAUCUGUUCGUAUCGGUGACCCUGAUAAUGUUUUUAAUCAUGAUUUCCAACAGCCAGAGAACAAUCAACUUGACAAGAGGCGAUUGGAACAGAAUUUACUUCCGUUUGACCAUCAUUCUGCAAAAAGACAAAAGAUGGGUGAGGGUAUGGGUUAUGCUGGAAGGUUUCCCCACUCGGAAUUCAGUUUUGACGUAAAAUCGUCUGUUGGUUAUGUUAGCAAAGCAGAUAGACAUAUUUCUAAUAAAUAUUGUGACCCAAUGGUGGAGUUUAUGGACCAAAAUCGAUCCAAUUAUCCCAACUUAUCUGAUAUGCAGCAACUGGUUUCUGUUUCCGGAAGUUAUAUAUUGGAAGAGAAUUGGUAUUCCAGUUCUGAGGUUCUUAGUGGUAGCCGCUUAGCAUUUUCAUCAAAUAUCUAUUCAUUGGGAGUUCUUCUAUUUGAGUUACUCAGUUCAUUUGACUCGGGAAGAUCCCAUGAAGCAGCAAUGUUGGAUCUUCGACAUAGGAUCCUUCCUCCUGAUUUCCUUUCCGAGAAUCCCAAGGAAGCUGGCUUUUGCCUUCUGCUAAUUCAUCCAGAUUCGUCGGCGCGACCAACAACCAGGGAAAUUCUGCAAUCUGCAGUUAUUAGUGGCUUGCAGAAUCUGGCUGGAGAUGAACUUGUGUCUUCUAUUGAGGAACAAGAGGGUGAAUCUGAAUUGCUGUUGUAUUUCCUAUUGUCACUCGAGGAGCAAAAACAAAAAGAUGCUUUGAAGUUAGCAGAGGAAAUACGGUUAAUAGAAGCAGAUAUUGAGGAGGUUGAGAAAAGACGAAUUGGAUCUCUUCAGAGAGACAAUACUAGUUCAGUUUCUGAAUGGCCUUUUACGAGUGAUGAUAAAUUAGCCAGGAACAUCCGGCAGUUAGAAAAUGCUUACUUCUCGAUGAGAUCCCGAGUUCAGGUUCCUGAGAGGAAUGCUGGCACUCGUACCCGUGGGGACACAGAAUUUUUAAGUGUUCGGGAAAAUUGCUUCCUUGGGAAGGAUGGAGUAGCUUCGGAAACAAAUGAUCAACUUGGAGGAUUCUAUACUGACUUCUGCAAGUAUGCUCGUUAUAGUAAGUUCAGACUGCGAGGGGUAUUGAGGAGUGGAGAUUUGGCUAAUUCACCGAAUGUUAUAUGCUCUUUGAGUUUUGAUCGAGAUGAGGAUUAUUUGGCUGCUGGAGGGGUCUCAAAGAAAAUAAAGAUAUUCGACUUUCAGUCCCUUUUUGAUGAUUCUGUUGACAUCCAUUAUCCUGCAGUUGAGAUGUCGAACAAAUCAAAGCUCAGCUGUAUUUGCUGGAAUAGCUAUAUCAGGAACUAUCUUGCUUCUACCGAUUAUGACGGUGCAGUGAAGUUGUGGGAUGCAGCUACCGGUCAAGGGUUUCUUGAUUUCACGGAACAUGACGAAAGGGCCUGGUCCGUAGAUUUUUCUCGUCUGGAUCCAAAAAAGUUUAUUAGUGGAAGUGAUGAUCGUCUCGUAAAACUUUGGAGCAUCAAUGAGAAAAACAGUUUGUGCACAAUUAGGAACAAUGCCAAUGUCUGCUGUGUUCAGUUUUCAGCCGCGUCCUCUAACUUCGUGGCUUUUAGCUCUGCUGAUUACAAGACAUACUGCUAUGACCUGCGGAACAUUUCAACUCCGUGGUGUAUAUUGGCUGGUCAUGAGAAAGCAGUUAGUUAUGCAAAAUUUCUUGAUUCUGAGACGCUGGUUUCCGCAUCCACAGACAACUCCUUAAAAAUUUGGGAUCUUAAAAGAACCAGUUCUGGUGGAUUGUCAAGGGAUGCUUGUGCCUUAACCCUUCGAGGGCAUAGCAAUGAGAAGGUGGUUACUAAACCUUUUUUCAUCUUGAAUUCAUUUUACCACUAAGCUCUUCAAGUUUUUUUGCUAACUUUCUGCUCUUUCUCCAAACAGAACUUUGUGGGUUUAUCUAUUAAUGAUGGAUACAUAGCAUGUGGUUCUGAGACCAAUGAGGUGUUUGCUUAUUACCGAUCACUGCCAAUGCCAGUUACAUCUGUGAAGUUUGGCUCAAUUGAUCCCAUUUCUGGAAGAGAGACUGAUGAUGAUAAUGGGCAAUUCGUGUCAAGUGUGUGCUGGAGACGGAAAUCAAACAUGGUAGUUUCUGCUAAUUCCACAGGGUGCAUAAAACUGCUAGAAAUGGUGUAGUGUACAAACCAUUGUUUUUAUGGGAAGAAGCAAAUAGCUAUUUUAAAGCCGUCCCCGACGAAGGUUGCCAUUCUGAUUCUGCUAAUUGGUCCAGAUUCCAGAAUAUUGGAUCCCAAAUUCAACGCUUUUCUGGCACAAUUAAAUCACUGAAAUUGGCCGCUCAAUGUUCAAGUGUAAAUGCUUGAGACUGGCUCCAUUCGGUUGAUGGGUAAAGCAAGGAACUCAGGUUUGUCCCUCCCUACAGCGACCACAAACAAGUUUGGUGCAUUUUUUGGGGGGCAUCGAGAAGAAUUACACUGAACACUGGGUCACGGAGCAGAUCAGUUUCUGAUCAGAAAUGCCUAUAACAUUAUGCUUUCUGGAGGCUGCGAGAUUCGCGGAAGGUUCAAACCGCACAAUUUUCUUCCUAGAUGUGAUGUUUAUAUAGAGAAGGCAGUAAGGUGUGACGUUUAGGUUGUAAACAAAGUAUAUCUGCUGUAAAAGCUCAUUAUAUUUAGCGCUGCUGAAGCUUCAUGAUGGCAGCUUGUAGGUCGAAAUAAUAUUUUCCUAUGUAAAUAUAGAGAUCAAGAAUCAUAUCAUAUCGAAAUCGGAAGGUUAAUGCAAAUAUAUUCUACUUUCAGAAAACAAGCAUUGAUGUCUUUGUAUAUAUAUAUGAUUGCAUUCCUCUUCAUGAUUGGCAUUGUGAAGCUAGAUUGAAAAGAAAUUUGAACAGAAAGCCUUUCAUAGUUUGAUAUGAUCCUGCAAAAAUAUACUAUGGCUGUAUAGACUACACAUAUAUAUAUAUAUAUAUAUAUAU
Molecule: messenger RNA, 5136 nt
Organism: Oldenlandia corymbosa var. corymbosa
Lineage: Eukaryota; Viridiplantae; Streptophyta; Magnoliopsida; Gentianales; Rubiaceae
Source: the annotation of a GenBank genome assembly